AGCUAAACCAAUGGGAUGUCUUAUCGAGUGAAAAUCGUCCAAUCAGCACCUGUCUUUUGUCGAGCUUUUGUAAUAAAAGGAGCAUUCUGGACAUACGUCUUCAGUGUGCGUCGUUUUUCGGAGAGCUAUACUACCAUCAGGAUGAUACAGCCGUUCUUUGUGGUGUUGUGUACGUGUGGCGUGCUUGGCGAUCACUUUGUUUCGCCGGAUGGCCUCUUCGUUUUGUUCCCAACUAACCAAACCUCGACAGGAACGGAGUCACCACUGUUGCUUCCAGUAAUCUCUCAAAGUGCACAAAAAAGAUUGUCCCAGCCAGGUUUUUCUCCACCGUCUUCUCCGCUUCUACCAAUUCUGACGGCCCCUUCCCCUGUAAGACUAUCUGUAUCACCACCUGUCCUUGGGCCUGCCUUGCCCCGUCCCCUUCCAACACCUGUGGUUACUCCACUCUGCACUCCCAUGACGGGAGGCCUAAUCCACCAUGCCCGGAGGAACAGCGCAUAUCACCUGUCCUGGUGCACUGGACCUAAAAUGCUAAACUGGGCAGAAGCGGCAACCUAUUGUCAAAAUCUUCGUAGGGAUUUCCAGCCGGUUAGCAUAGAAGACAAAGAUGAGGACGACUUUAUUACAGAUAUUAUCGCCAAGCAUCAGAUCCAGUUCAUUUGGACUUCGGGCAACAAACGGGGUUCAAGCUCUUGGCAAUGGUUGUCAGGUUCUGCUUUUAUCUACGCAAACUGGUCUCCUACUGGCGGGCGCGGCCAGCCACAGCCGGACAACCGUGAGGGCAACGAAGACUGUCUCGGUGUUCUCAAAAAUGUGUACAACGACGGCAUAAAGUGGCAUGACAUAGCUUGUCACCACGUGAAGCCGGUCAUCUGUGAGGCCGCCGUGUGAUGGUAGUCUUCCCUCAUCUUGGACUGGUAUCAUUAACUACGGCCAAAGAUCUGUAACGCUUCUAUGAAAUAAAGUUCAUAUGUACA
Molecule: messenger RNA, 977 nt
Organism: Procambarus clarkii (red swamp crayfish)
Lineage: Eukaryota; Metazoa; Arthropoda; Malacostraca; Decapoda; Cambaridae
Source: RefSeq, a predicted model, not a curated record